Molecule: messenger RNA, 2916 nt
Organism: Gambusia affinis (western mosquitofish)
Lineage: Eukaryota; Metazoa; Chordata; Actinopteri; Cyprinodontiformes; Poeciliidae
Product: NLR family CARD domain-containing protein 3-like
Exons: 8
Coding region: 358-2916 (852 amino acids)
Biological process (GO): regulation of apoptotic process
Molecular function (GO): protein binding
Source: RefSeq, a predicted model, not a curated record
CGUGACUUCCUGUGAAAAUAGAAACUGAAACUAACUUUGUUCUUCUUUGGAUCAGCCUUCAUUUGAGCGGAGGAUGGAAAUAACUUGUUGACUUGUUAAUAGAGAGGAAGACUACAGAGACGGUGAGGACAACUGGUCACGUGAAAACUAAACACCUGAGCAGGAGGCCAGAUGCAUUUCUGGAGGAGCUUUCUUCAGCUAAUGCUAGUGGGAGCAGCAACACAAUACUGUCCCAAUGGCAACAAACAAGAUUUAAAGAUGUUCAAGUUUUCAUAUCAGUCCGAAGGAAAUCUGAUCUUAGAAUGACUGGCAGUCAGACUCAAUUCUUAACAGGAACACAGACAAAUUUGAGAAAAGAUGGCGCAGCAUCAGGAAGUGAAUUUUGAGGAAAAACUUUUCCAGGUUCGCAUUGAGUUUGUGGAGAGAGUUUCUGAGGAAAUCCUGAAUCAGCUUCUCGAUCGCCUUGAGAAAGAUGGCAUCUUCAAAUGUUCGGAGAAAGAGGAAAUACUUCAGAAGAACCAAACCAGAGCAAACAAGGCCCGUGGCACCAUCGAUGCUGUGAGAAUGAAAGGACAGAGAGCCUCCAGAUUGAUGAUCAAACAUCUUGACUUCAUAGAUCCUACCCUGUCCAAGCAGCUGAAUUUGUCCUCCAACUCCUCUGAUUUAGAUUUUGAUGAUCGAUGUCAACAUGACCUCAAAGAGUCUCUAAAGAAUGCCUUCGAAUCUAUCUGUGAAGUCAUUGCAAUACGUGGAGAGAAAACAUUUCUGAAUGAUAUUUAUACAGAGCUCUACAUCUUGGAAGGAGGAACUGGAGGGGUCAACCAGGAACAUGAGGUCAGACAGAUUGAAACAGCAUCCAGUAAUCAAGGAACAAAAAUAAAACUGGAAGACAUCUUUGAACCCAACCCUGCUAGAAAGCAACGGAUCAGAACAGUGAUGGCCAUGGGAGUGGCUGGCAUUGGGAAAACAAUGUUAACACAGAAGUUCACUCUGGACUGGGCUGAAGGCCAAACCAACCAGAACAUUGACUUCAUAUUUCCAUUUACUUUCAGAGAGCUGAAUAACUUGAAAGAAGAAGCUUUCAGUUUAGUGGAACUGAUUCAUCACUUCUUUGACAAUAUUAAAGAUGCAGGAAUCUGCAACUUUAAAAAGUUCCAUGUUCUCUUCAUCCUAGAUGGUUUGGAUGAGAGUCGACUUUGUCUGGACUUCAAGAAGAAUCCAGUCCUGACUGAUGUUAAAAAGUCAACUUCACUGGAUGUUCUGCUGACAAACCUCAUCAUGGGGAAACUGCUUCCCUCUGCUCUCCUCUGGAUAACCACACGACCUGCUGCAGCCAGUUUGAUCCCAGAUAAGUCUAUUGACAGGGUCAUAGAGGUCAGAGGGUUCACUGACCCCCAGAAGGAGGAAUACUUCAGGAAAAGAUUCAGUGAUGAUAAGGAGAAGGCCGACAGGAUCAUCUCCCACAUCAAGAAAUCAAAAAGUCUCCACAUCAUGUGUCACAUUCCAGUCUUCUGCUGGAUCACUGCUAAUGUUCUGGAGAAUGUGAUGAAGAUCAGAGUUGGAAGAGAGCUGCCCAAGACCCUGACUGAGAUGUACAUAGAGUUCCUGCUGAUUCAGCUCACCAUCAAGGAGGACAAGUAUGAAGAAGAACCAGAGAAUAGGAAGCUGAUUGAGUCUUUAGGAAGACUGGCUUUUGACCAGCUGCUGAAGGGAAACCUGAUCUUCUACAACAAAGACCUCAAACAGUGCGGGAUCAACAUCAAAGAUGCUGCGUUGUUCUCAGGAGUGUUCACUCAGAUGUUUAAAAAGGAGAAAGGGAUGCGCAACGUCUCAGUCUAUUGCUUUGUUCAUCUGAGCAUCCAGGAGUUUCUGGCUGCAGUCUACAUGCUCCACUGCUUCACUGGCAGGAACUCAGAGGUGAUCCAGACGUUCCUGGGAGAAGAAUACAGAGAAACAUCUCUAGAUGAGUUCAUGAAGAAAGUCAUGGAGAAAUCCCUCAGAAGUAAAAAUGGCCACCUGGACUUGUUUGUCCGCUUCCUUCAUGGUCUCACUGUGGAGUCCAACCAGAACCUCUUAGAAGAUCUGCUGGGUCAGAGAGAGAACAGUCCAGAAACCAUCCAGAGAAUCAUCACCAACCUGAAGGAGAUGAACACUGGUAGAAUCUCUCCUGACAGAAGCAUCAACAUCUUCUACUGUCUGAUGGAGAUGAACGAUCUCUCAUUUUAUCAGGAGAUCCAACGGCUGCUGGAUUCAGGGAAGGAGCUCUCAGUGACUGACUGUUCAGCUCUGGCCUUCAUUCUGCAGAUGUCAGAGGUUCUGGAUGAGUUGGACCUGGAGAAGUACAACACAUCAGCAUCAGGACGACUGAGACUCCUUCCAGCUGUGAGGAACUGCAGAAAGGCUCGACUUGGUGGCUGUAAGCUCCAAAAGGCUGAAUGUGAAGUUUUGGCUUCAGCUCUGAAGUCCAACCCAGAUCUGACUGAACUGGAAAUCAGUGAGAUCUUCAUAGAUGGAGGUGGAGACUCUGAUAUGAAACCUGUCAUUGAGAUCCUGGAGAGUUCAGUCAGUAAAGUGAAGAGUUUGAGAUUGGAGAACUGCAGGUUGUCAGAGACCAGCUGGACUUCUCUGUUCUCAGCUCUGAAGUCCAAACCGACCCAUCUGACAGAACUGGACCUGAGCAACACCAACCUGGAAGAUUCUGUAGUGAAGGAUCUCUGUGGUUUUCUACAGACUGAAGGCUGCAGACUGGAGAGAUUGAGAUUGAAGGACUGCAGUUUGUCAAAGAUCAGCUGUGAUUAUUUGGCUUCAGCUCUGAAGUCCAACAGCCUCCAUCUGAAAGAACUGGACCUGAGAGGAAACGACCUGAAGGAUUCAGAUGUUCACCAGCUGGAGGAUCUUGUAGAGAAUGUACAGUAA